This is a messenger RNA of Cucurbitaria berberidis CBS 394.84, 392 nucleotides long. RefSeq lists its product as uncharacterized. The record is from RefSeq and is a predicted model, not a curated record. Lineage: Eukaryota; Fungi; Ascomycota; Dothideomycetes; Pleosporales; Cucurbitariaceae. Bases 108 to 347 code for a protein of 79 amino acids. The transcript has a single exon.
UGAUUUGCUCAUGAUUGAUGGUUCACAUAGGAUAGUACGUGCUACAUAUACGGUGAUUUGAUGCUAGCUGAAAGCAAAUAAAAAGUUGAUACACCUCUAUCCUAGACAUGCUGUUCGCUCGCUGUUACAUACUGCAAGUGUUUCUACUUACGUUCAUCGACUCGUCUGCCACGCGAAGUGAACGACUCUGUGGAAGCCUCUUAGCUCCUACGUUAUUGGACGCCUGCAUCACCAGCAUAAAAACAGUCUCGCACAGGUUUAACAUACCAUAUGCUACGCCUUUAUUUAUAAAGUCGUAUCUCCAUCGUCUCAAAGCCAACCCAAUACCCUUUACGCCAAAGAACUAACAAUCCAACCAGACACAAAUCAUCACAUGCAGCUAACUUUACGCA